AUGGGCUGGGUUUCAGUGUAUUUUUGCCAGGAGGAAGCCAAAGUCAAUUCUGAGUACCAGGAUCACGUCACAAAUGACAGCAGUGGGAAUGGUACUGACAGAGAUGCAUCAUCGGAGUCUCAUAUUCCUCCAGCUCCUUUGCGAACACCAUCAUCAUCAUCAUCAUCACCAGCCUCUCAUCCAGAAAUUACCAAGGAUAAUAAUAAUAAGCCAUUAAUUAGACAACCCCGUCAACAAUUGGGACCCAGGGUCUUCAUGGACGUCAACUCGGCCGACACCUUUUCCCAUUCCGGGUUCCAGGACCCGGAUUUGUGCAACCUGUGCAGGAUGAACCUGAACGGAUGUUGUUCCGCGGAGCCGAUACAAAUCUCGGCGAGCCAAUACGCCGGCGUUCAAACGUCCAUCGGGGACUGCAAGGAAUUGCGGGCAAUGUGCAGAGCAGCUGGGUGUUGCGUGGCCAACUACAAUGACAAGUGUUGUCAAAUCACCAUGCCGGAUGGACACGUGGAGAUAUACGUUUGAAUAUUUGCAAAAUAAUAUACAGUUGAAUCCUCCCAAG
Molecule: messenger RNA, 559 nt
Organism: Notodromas monacha
Lineage: Eukaryota; Metazoa; Arthropoda; Ostracoda; Podocopida; Cyprididae
Source: the annotation of a GenBank genome assembly